AUGGGUUCUCAUUUUUACCCGUCCCAACAGCCAAAUCUGUGGGAAGAAUUUAAAGUAGCCGUACAAUUUGCGAAACAACUUUCCGACGUUUAUAAUUCUUCCGUCUUGGACCUCAAACCGGAAUCUACAGAAAUGUUGAUGGCCUUUAGGAGAUCAAGCGAAAAGGCCCAUGUUGCUCUAGAGACAGUGCUAAAUUCUUUUAUUGCCCAAAAAUAUGAUGAUGGUCAUAAUAAUUCAUCAAAUAUUGAAAUACGUCAUGACCAGACACAAGUAUCAGCUCCAGGAAUACCACAAUAUCAGUCAAUAUCUCAGUCUCAAGAACGCAUGCCAUCAUCUGAAGGCGAGCUGCGAUCGGAAACUAAUACUCAGUAUCCGUGUGAAACAGAAUUUCGGCCACAAUCUGUAACUUUACACAGAUCUCUGUCAAAUUCUCAUAUUCCAACACUAUCUAGAAAUGUUUACUUUCCGUCCUCUAAUUCUCCUAAUCUGACACAGUAUGAAGUAAAAAAUGAGUCACGAUCUAAAUCUCAAGAUCAACAUGAAUUUGGUACUAGAAGUAUGCAUUCAUCUAUGACAAUAAAUCAGCCAGAGUUCAAAAAUGUAAAUACGUCCCCGCCAAAUUAUCGUAUUGAAAAAAGACUUGGAAGAAGAAUUAGGUCGCGUUCUAGAUCAUAUAAUGAACCCCGAUUUGGUUCUAGAAGUAGGUAUUCAUCUAAAAACAGACAACGAUCACAGUCUAGAAGUAGAAGAAAGUCUAAACCAAAACAUGACCGUUCACCUAAAAGGUCAUUUAAGUCUUCGAAAAAUUAUAAAAAAGAAAAAGGAAAAAGACAUCCACCUCCAAAUAAAAAGAAAGGGAAAACAAUUAAAUCUACACAGCCUACAUCUUCAUCAGACACGUCUUCACAGCUUGAAGAGCAACCGCCGAUCCUGGUGGUUGAUUCUGGACCUCCAGUUGUACCUCAAGUACAAGGAUCAUUUUACUCACAAAAUGUCACACCGAUGUACUACGCUCAACCAACACAUAUGCGGCCGCGGUUAAUGCCAGUCCCAUAUUAUAUGCCACCGCGAUCUCGUUUACCAUAUCCGCCAACAUAUCCAAGAUUAUUAUAUAGACCACAGUGGCAGCCUCCAGUUCGUCAUUUUGGUACACAAUGA
Messenger RNA from Macrosiphum euphorbiae (potato aphid), 1158 nucleotides. NCBI's taxonomy places the organism in Eukaryota, Metazoa, Arthropoda, Insecta, Hemiptera, Aphididae. The record is from the annotation of a GenBank genome assembly.